Molecule: messenger RNA, 666 nt
Organism: Vidua chalybeata
Lineage: Eukaryota; Metazoa; Chordata; Aves; Passeriformes; Viduidae
Gene: EREG
Product: epiregulin
Exons: 5
Coding region: 46-507 (153 amino acids)
Biological process (GO): epidermal growth factor receptor signaling pathway; positive regulation of cell population proliferation; positive regulation of mitotic nuclear division
Source: RefSeq, a predicted model, not a curated record
GCCUCUCUUCCUGCCGCCGCCUCUGCUCCCUGGGGACCGAGGGCGAUGGACGCUGGCUGCCUGUGGGGCCGCAGCCUGCUGCUCUUCCUCGGUUACCUAUUGCAAGCAGUCCUGGGCACAACCGUGAUCCCGUUAUGUGGGCCUGGUGAAAUGGAGAACUGCACAACAGCGCUCAUCCAGACAGAGAACAGCCCACGUGUGGCUCAAGUUGGGAUAACGAGAUGCAAGCCUGAAAUGAAGGACUACUGCUUCCAUGGGCAGUGUGUGUACAUCGUGGACUUGGAUGAGCACUAUUGCAGGUGUGACGUGGGCUUCUCCGGAGUGCGGUGCGUGCACUCGGAGCUCGUCCGGCAGCCCCUCAGCAAGGAGUACGUGGCACUGACCGUCAUCGUGGUCCUGCUCUUCCUCGCUGCCCUCUCUCUCGCCAGCUACUACAUCUGCAGAAGGUACCGCAACAAGAGGAGACAAACAAACACCAGUGAAUACAAAGAAGUUGGUGCACUAUAGGAGAAGCCUUGACUUCCUGCAGUGUUCUGUUCAUCUGGAUGGACUCAGUGGCUACCUGUCUAUUUAAAUGUUAUUUUUAUUAAUAAUAUUUACAAUAUUUAUAACCUUUAAAAAAUUUCAAUUGUUUGAUGAUUCAAUAAGCAUAGGUCAAGCAUUUUA